CCCAUCUCCGGGGCCAAACUGGACGGGGGGAAAAAUCUUUAAAAUAUUACUUUUCUCGUCAAUUUGUAGCCAAAGUUAGCAGAUUGCGUGCCAUUCAGGAAAAAGGCAAUGGCUCUUUCCUGUAAUUAAAUAUAGAGCCGUACAAAAAAAUCACUGGCACGUGUCAGUUCUAAGUGGAAAUACAGCACUAGGUGGGGAUGCAAAAUUGUUCCAUGUGUAACUCCAUUGCCAGGGAUGCCUUAUAUUAAAAUAGCUUACUGGCACCUAGCUCUGAAAGCUACCGAGAAAGGGGAGCAGGUCGUCGGAGCACCCAAGCAAACACUCAAGACUCCCAGAGAGCUAAAUGUUUAAUUCCAUAUGUAGGAGCCCAACAUCUCGGUGAACUACACUUCCCAUGAUGCUCUGCGAACACGGCAAAUGCUCGUCGGGCCUCGGUGACUGGAGAAGUCGAAAGAGACGCUAAUCCCUUGUCUGCCUGGGAGAGGAAAGGGAGGGUGCGUAGAGGCGCAAGUGCAGAGGCGCCGCCUCGAUGCUUGUGUUGCGAUGCUUCCGGUUCCCGGGUGCAGUUCGCAAGCUUCUGUGCGCGCGGGGCGAAAGAGCGCAGGGGAGGUGGGGUGAUCUUGCUUGCUUACUCGGGACAUUGCCCAGAGUUCAGAUGAUCGCUAAAUCUCCCGUGCUGGUUCUAAGCUGCUUCUUGGUCGUUUAUGGUGCUGCUUUGUUGUAUUAGAAUCGUAGAGUUGGAAACGAUCCCAAAGAGCUCAUCUGAUCCAACCCCUGCAGUGCGGUAUUUUGGGCAUCAUUAAUUGUAUCUCAUGCCUUUUGUUUACCGCCGUAGUAGCUGUAUAGAAAAGCGUAAAGUGUGCUGCAUCAGGAAGAUUUGGGAGCAUCAGGUGGCAGGACAGAGUCUCAAACAAUGAUGUUCUCCAUAGUGUGUAGAGCGAUCGUCUUCAGCUGGUGGGGCGGGGCCCACUAGUGAGCUGCGGCCUGAUCCAAGGUGGAUCGCCACAAGAGCAAACACGUGGUUAAAGAUUAAGUAAUAAGUCCCCAGUGCCUAGGUCUGAAAAGGUUGAAGAUACCUGGAACAGAGAAUGUCUACGAAUGUAAAACCCUCUGAACAAACACAUCAGCAGAUUUAUCUUUGAUUGGUUUAAAUUACCAACUAAGUUCAAGCUUUUUUAUUAUUGUGCGAGGCAGUUACAGUGAAUUGUAUAGUCUCUCCCCUGCAGAGUGAGACUUGCUUCCAAUUAACCAUUCAUAGGAAGUUGCUCCAACGCGAUCCUAUGCGUGUCUAGAAAAGACAGGGAGCUUCUGUGUUCUAUGAGAUGUACAGCUCAGUCUUAUUCAAAAGUCCCACUUUUUUAAAAAUGGCUUUAUUCCCAGAGAAGUGUGUAGAGCAGACAUAGGGACCCUGGGAUAAUGUUGGGCUACAACUCCUAUUAUCCCUGCCCCUUGGGCUUGCUGGCCUCGUGUAUAUAUAGGAGUUAAACCUCCUUGAGUAUUAACAUUCCACGUUCACUAUACAAUAAAUUCCAUGGAUUUUUAAAAAACUGAUACUUGCUUCCUUGACGUGCGCGCGGAUGCCCGGAGUUCUGUUGCCCAGAAUCAACAAAUGCCUCUUGAUCAGGGACAAAAACAGCGGAGCAGCGUUUGAGACCUGCUUGCUUUUACAGUAGUGACAAGCAGCCGCCAGGCCAGCAGCGACGGAACGUGACGCCCUCGCCCCGCCUUCGCUACCACGCUGACCGGACAGGGGCGGGGAGGGAAGAGGAGCGUCCGGACUCCGCUUGUCCGUAGCGGGGGAUCUCGGAGGGAAGAUGAGCGCUGAGACGCUGACCCUGGACUGCAUCAUCCACCUGUUCUCAUACCUGGAGCCACCGGAUCUACUCAGAGCAGCCCAAGUGAAUAAGGUGCGUUGCAGCGCCGGUUGCAAGUGCCCCCAAAUUCGCCCGUGCGCCACUGGUGGAAAGAACAUCUUUCUCCACUUCGAUCGCGGGAAGUGGGGAAAGAGGGCUUCCCUUAACGACCUCUCCAAGCCAAAUGCGCCAGUAGCAGGCGCGCUUGCUCCAAGUUUCUCUCGACCUCUUCAGAUACGUGGAGCGCGAUCUUCCUGUUUUAAUAGAUGUAUAACGUCCCAAUCACUGCAACCCUUCUCUCCCCAGCUUCCUCUUCUUCUUCUUCCCCGUUGUACAAUUUUGCCCGUCCCCCCCUUUGCUUUUAUUAACGAGCCAACUUAAGAGGGCGAGAUCCGGAUUCCGGACGUCCCAUUCUGACAGCGUGUCCCCGUCCAGCGUCGUGACACAGUAGUCAUUAAAAGGGGGGAGAAGAUCCUGCAGCGACACACUGGAUUCAGUAAAGCGCGCAACAGUAUCCCUGGCCACCGUGGAAAUCUCCCGAACAAGACAGGCGCCUGCGCCUGCGCUCUUCCUGGAAACUUUGCUUUCUGUUUUCAAGCCGACCCCACCCUCGAUGUUUCUGCAGUGCUGACAAUGCAGCCAGUAAGAGCGAAAGCCGCUGAUCCAAGCGAUGGUCCUUCUGGCGCUUCUGUUUCUGCAGAUGUUAAUGGGAAGCUUCUAGGAUUGCAAACUUCCCUAGCGAUGCUUCGGGGCCUCUUGCCACCUGUGUGACAAGCAGACGUUAAGCUGACAAAAGUUUUCCCCAUCAUUGUAUUUGCAUGACAGGAAAAACAUCACCUGUUGAAUGAAUAUCACUUUUAUGAUUGCUUAAAACAGAACUCUUUUUUCUUUUCUUUUUUGUACAAACGCUUAAAUGUCCAACUUAGUACUUUGAAAUAAGACGUGCCUAAGGCUGCAAUCUGAGGCCCAGUAAGCCUCAUUGCUCUGUUUUAUAUUUAUUGCUUGUUACUGUGGUGUGUUGGGUAUUUUAUUACAUUUAUUGUAAGCCACCCUGGGACUUUGAGGUAAGAUAAAUAACAGACUGGCUGAAUGAAUAAAUGAAACUGCAGGCACUGUGCUCAAGUGUGCUGCUAUGUGACUCAGUCCCCUGAAUCUUGAAGAACUUCCUCUAAAACCUGUCCUGCUUUCCCGUUUUAGACAUGGAAUGAAGCUGCAGAGACCUCUUCUCUUUGGAGGUUAGUACACUUCUUAUCUAUUUUAAUAUUUGGGUUUGGUGCAUUCAGUUUACUUAUGACUGAGAACACAGCACCAUUCGCGAACAUGGAACAGCAGAGUUCGAUAAGGACAACAUAGCCAAGUCCCCUCUGGUGAUCGCAACGGACAUGGCUAGAAGACAGAAAGAGAUCUGGGGGGAAGUCAAAACAAGGGUGGCAAGCAAUGGAUGUGAGGAACUUCGUUACAGCUGAGAAUGAUGAUUAAUACACACCAUGCAUUUAAUGCACAUUCAAAGAGCACACACACACACACACACACACACCUCAAUCUUGGAAACUAUAGCUUGCCCUUCCCAAAGCUACAGCCAUGAUUCUUGGGAUGGGGACAUGCUUAAAAUGUGCUUUAAAUGUAUAGUGUGUACAUAGCUACAGAAAACAUGGGUUGGGAGGAGGAAGGACAAGAUACAUAGCAGGGUCAGUGAGGGAUCGGGCUUGGGGAGAGGGGUGGGUAGGUCUGGGGAGGCUUGGAGGGCUGCAUUUGACCCCCCACCUGAGGUUCUCUGCCACUGCAUUAAACUUGCAGACAAGAGUUUGUGCUAGAUAUGAAAGAGAUAAAUUAUUUGGCAGCAGAAUUCUGUAUUGAGGAGAAAGGACUGGAGAGGAUGUAGGAAAGCUCAAAAUGAGGAAGGCUGGAAUCAGAAUUUUAGAUGAGAGGCGAUGGGGAGGAAGGAGCAGAUUUUUGCAAUGCCGUACAUUGUAAAAAUAUGUAAAUGAAUGAAAUCCAGCCGAAGACUUUGUAGCCAAUUGCUUUUUAUCUAAUGACGGCAGAUGAUGGUUGUCAUUCAUUUCUGCCUCGUUCAGUGAAACUGCUCUGGAGGAAGGAUUUUAAAAUUUCAAGAUAAAUCUGCCACUCUUUAAAUUUAUAGAAAUAUGUGUCUGAGACGAUGGGCCUUCUGCAAUAUCUCAGUGAUCCCAGGAAUGCAGACAUGGAAAAAGUACUAUCUGCACCGCUCUAAUCUUGAGCAUAAAAAGAUAUCUGGACGGCCUUCAGUUGACUACACAUGUAAAGCGAUGAGAGGACAUACAGGUAGGCUAAGUGUGGUAAAAACUCAUAAUUUAAUUUCCUGGAAUAGGAAACACAUAUCACCAGUGGCGUAGCGUGGGUUGUCAGCACCCGGGGCAAGGCAAGUAAUUUGCGCCCCCUAACCCGUGGAUUUGCGCCCCCUAACCCGUGGAUUUGCGCCCCCUAACCCUAACCCCCAGAUGUUGCGCCCGGUGCGGCCGGCCCCCCCUGCACCCCCCACGCUACGCCACUGCAUAUCACUCCCUCUCUACUUAUUUUUAUAUUCAUUGAAAAUAACUACCAUAAUGGAGUGAGUGAAAAAGAUCUGAUAUGCAGUAAUGAUGCCUAACCUUACUAAUUUGACAGGGGAGGUGAAAUGGGUGGGGGGAAGAUUUGGACGAAAAACAUGGUCCCUCUUUGUGAUGUGCAUAUGGAGCAAGUAUUUAAAAUAAAUCCCUUUUCACUGCUGAAAUCAGAAAUACUUGAGUUUAAUGAAGCAGAGUUUUGAAAAUAUAUGACUGGAUGGAAUAAUGAUGGUAUACUAAAAUAAUUAUUAUAUGCAGCUUGUCUUUUAUUUUUAUUUGGGGAGAAAUAAAAUGAAUAGUGCAUUUGAAUAGUACAUUUUAUUCCCAGGGUGCUAUUUUAGAGUUAUGUGAUAGACCGAUGUUUCUGUUUGGUAUAUUGCAUGUGCCUGAACGCUUUUGUAAUUGAAGAUUAGGGAACGGUGUUUACAUUUUUGGCAUAUACUGAAGUCCUUUUUGUUCAUCCAGCCAUUUCUAGAUUCUUUUAUGAUCUUGUUUUAUGUUGCUUUUAUUAUCUAUUGCAUUGUUUUACUUUUUUACAUUGUUUGGAGUAUAUAUUUAUUGCACAUGCUUUGAGGUUUUUUCUUUAAAAAUAUAAAGUGGUAUAGAGAUAUACAUGCAUGUGUGUGUGUGUGUUUAUAAGAUUUUAAAUAAAUAAAAUUAUGUUGAGUGUUUAUUGCAGAUUUAUAAUAUGCCACGUUUCUGCAGUAUCAGAAAACACACCAGACUAAUGGUUGUUUUCAUAAUGAAAUUCUGCUCAAUUUUUUAAAAAUUCCAAAUAAAAUUCUGCUCAUGUUGUUAUAGGAACGAUAACUGGUAUGGCUUACCUAUCAGAGAACGAGCACACAUUUGCAACAGGAAAUGUCAAGUCUGUUGUGUGUACCACUUCUUCUGAUGGCACAGUCAGGGCAUGGAACGUCCAAGAGGUAGGACAAAAGUACUUGUAAAAGAUGAAUGGUGGAUUUUAGUAAGGAAGGAAAAUCACACGACAACAAAGAUCACCAUAGCUAAUCACAAACAAACAACCAUACCCUAGGCCAACUCCAACCUCUUUCACCACCAAAGAAACACAAAUGAACAGCAGAGAACCUGCACGAGCAAUGCUGACACCAAACCCUACAUACAUUAAGCAAAAUAGAAACAUCGCCACCUGACCCCACCCAUCUUCGCCCCGCUCCACCCCUUAUUUCCCCCUAAUGUCUCAACAAAUGAAACUGAUUUGUAAAAAUGUUACAUGGAAAAAAUACGAGAAACAUUACACAUACUUCUGUAAAACAAGAAAAUUGUUAAUAAAAUAAAAAAGGAUAAUAUUUCUGAUUGGUGCCAAGGGGUGAUCACACUUAUAUUCAGAAUUACUUCAAAGAGGAAAAGGAAGGAAAGCCCAGGCAGCUCAAAUUGUUUGUUUGUUUGUUUGUUUGUUUGUUUAGUUACGACAUUUAUCUGCCACCUUUCAAGGCAGUUGCUGUUUGUUUGAGAUAUUUAAAGAGAGAUGGGUGGAAAACGGAUUAUCCUGCUGGAGAAAGGGCUAAAAGGGAACCUGCAGUCAGGAAAAGCAUUUCUAGCACGGACGUAGCCAGGAUUUAUUUUAAGGGGGCAGAAUCGAGUUAUCUGCGACACAAUUGGUCAUUUAGUUAAAUAUUUCUAUUUAUUUCCUUGAUUACCUGUACCCCCUGGCUAUGCCCAUGCCUUGUAGGAGUGCAGGAGGUGGGGGGGGGAGUAUGGUUGAAAAUGGCAACUUCCUGUCCUCCAGUGGGAGCCCCCUCUGCUGAAUCUCAACCCCUUUCCUGGAAGAAGCCCUUCUGUUCACAGGAGGACAAAGCUGGGUGCAGCCCAAUGAAAGUAGAAAGGAAGAAAACUAAAAUUCCAGAAUUUGACAUGGCAUUUUUUAAAAGACUGUUGGCAUGACGUUGAUGGCAAUAUGGAGGACAAAAGUCUGAUACCAAGGAAGCAUCCAUUUAUUUGAAAUGAAUUCUGUUAGAAUAUUUUUGGCUGCACAUCAGGACUUUGAAAUACAAUGGAGACUGACUCAUUAUGUUCUGGUGUGCACAUAAAUCAAGUGAACAUGUUUCAACAAGGUAAAGGUGAAAGCAAGCAACAAAUACGCAAACUUUUCAACAGCAUGUGUUCGUUUCCUUUUUUUCUUACCGACUCCACACCGAAAAAAGUUGGCGUAUAGAACAUACUUGAAAAUACACCAUCAGAGAAAUCUGUAUAGUUGGGUCUUAGGCAACAUACACACCAGACUGUUAAAGUACCCCCUGCUCCACACACACAGAAUCCUGAGAGUUGAGUUUAAGGGUGCUCGGAAGUAUGGGUCUGUAGAAGUAAACUACAGUUCCCAGAAUUCUCAGGUGGGGGUGUGUCCUUUAAAGGUUUGAAGCAUAUCUAGCCUUGGUCUUGGGUGAAUGGGGUUAGGACUGCAUGCCACGCAUAACACAGAUGUGUUAAAUGAAAUAGUCUGAAGAUAAUAGAGAAUUGGAAAUAAGUGAGGCACGAAUGGCACCAUUUUGUGUUUUUUAAACAGGGUACACAGAUUUGGUCAAGUCCCCAGCAGGAAAAUGGACUGCAAAACAUUGCCACGUUUCCUUCAGAUAAAUUGGUGGCUACAAUAGACUGUCAUGGGAUAAUCAAACUCUGGCAUGGAGAGACAGGGGAAGAGCUUGCAACGUUUUCAGUAUCAUCCUCAUCAUGCUCUGUGGUUGCCUACACAAUAAACAGCAAGCCAUUCUUAACGGUAAGUGUAGCGUGACUGACAGUUUGAAACAAACUUCCUGUUGGCUUGCCAAAAGCCUGCUUAAAAAUGUGGAAUAGUAGUUUUUAAAGUUGCUGCAACUCAGGGCUGGAUCAGAGCUAUUCCAUUGUUUUUGCAAGAAACCCAGCAAUUGGUGACUCAGCAGAAAUUGGUAAUCCACAGUUGAAUCUUUUGCGUGUUGCUACGAAGGAAUCAUUAACUAUAUUUUCUGUGCUUCCUUCCUUGGUUUAGGUAGGCACCGGAGGAGGCAAACUCUAUACGUUAGUAGCUGCCAAUUUAAGCCAAAUUUCAUCCACACAACUGUUCCAAAACUGUGGCAUAAAUUCAUUACUUUGUUCACCCGAUGGUCUAUGGAUAGUUGCUCGCCCUACAGAUAAUGCUUUACCACCAAAGGUACUGUUAUGCUGCAGCGUUUGAGCAUUUGUUGAGACUAACGUCAACUUCAGGGUUGUGGUGGGGAUUCAGUUGGGAUUGUGGUGCAGGAGAAAGGGUUAAAUUCCUCCUUCCCUGCAUGCUGCAGUCUUGACUUCCUCCCAUUCCACAUGGCUAUUUCAAACGGAAACAACCUGUAACGCUGAAUGCAAUUUUGGAUUUAACCCAUCAUCUUUAGACUUAAGACUGUUACAAACUGUAAACUACUUUGGUGUGUCAACACUUUGCCUAGUAUUUGUGUCCUUCCCUCCCCUUCUCCAUGAGCUUACACCUUUAGGCUUCCCAUCUAGCCUAAAGAGUUCUGGAGAGCUUGAAAACUUGCUCACUGUGUUGUGGCAUUUAGUUCGUCCUAGCAAAGUUACCACUAUUUUGUGGCUUCUUUUUUUCUCAUAAACUUGCAAUUGUUGUCAACAAAAUUCCACUCAAAUCUCCAUGCCACAUAACGAGCAAUCUUUACUUGGGCAAAAGAAAAAUGUCCCAUUAACAGAGCUUCCCCUUCCUGCCUCUCCAGAGAGAUGGGGAGUGGGAGAGGCUGAACCUUGUAUGACUUGAUCCACAAUAGCUAAGUCAUUCCCCCUCCCAACCCUGUGGCAAGACGCUUGGAGGGCCUGUAGGGAUGCAACCCUGAAGGAAGUAUCAAACACCAUUUGUGAUGUGCCAUGAAGCUCUGUAAUUCAAAGUUCAAAAUAAUUUUUUGCAUAAAAUUCAAAGUGAAAAUCCUCACUUGGGCUAUCCAAGUAUACCAUAAGCAGCUCUUUGGAUCCCAGCUAUUGUGUGUUAAUGCUUGUUUUUGUAUAUGUAACAGGUGGUUUAUACACAUUCUGCAACUAAUUCUGUAGAUGAUGAACUCUUAUCUAGUCCUCUUCCGAUCAGAGGUCAGUGCCUUGACACCUGCUGGUUACCAGCAGAGCCCGCAAGAGUAGCCGUGCUGCAUGAUGAAGAGAGAAAUUUUCACAUUGUGAGCUUAGAUAUACACAUUGAGAAGAAGUCUAAAUAUAAAAUGAGUAUUACAGGUAAGUUUCUUCAAACUGUUGUCUAGCAGAAGGUAAUUUAUCCUUUUAUUCAGCAGCGAUCCAGAAAACACCCUGAACUGAAUUGCUAUUGAAAAGGAAAUGAAUUGUCAGGUGGACCUUUCUUGUAUAGGUGAAGAGGAGCGGCAUAUUUGUUUUGAAAUGUUGGUUGCAAUUCCAACCCACUUAUGUGCAAAUAAGCUCACUAAAUUCAAUGGGGCUUAUUUCUGAAUAGACACGGAAGGGAUUUCUGUGCAUGGUAAGCCAUAAAAGCAGGGACUUGGCUGCACUGUGUCAAAGCUGAAUAACAAAAUGCAUGGGAAAGGACAGUUCAGUACUAGAGCAUGUGCUGUAGUAGGAAGUAGAAGGUCCAGGUUCAGUCUCUAACUUCUCCACAUAGGUUUGGCAGAGACAACUGCCUGAAAAUCUGGAGAAAUGCUGCCAGCCAGUGUUGACGACACUGAACUAGACAGACCAGUGUCCCUAAUUUUAUAUAGUGGUGUUUCGUCAAGCUCAGCAGAUAAUACCCAAUUGACAAAUUUAUUUCUUUAGGCAACUUGUUUUCUUAAUCAGUGUUCCCUAUCUGUUUUCAUUCCUGUCCAUAGCAGCACAAUAGACAGAACUGCUAGCUUGGGUCUGAAUCAGCAUGUUCUCAAUACACAAUAUGUAGCUCAAAAUUCAGAGAAUCGUGACCUGACUAAUAUACUGGUGAGCACUGUUGCAGUACUCUUCACAGUAAACAGAGCAGAAAUUUCGGUGCUAAAAUGGUUUUUAUGCAAAAGCUCGACAGGUUGCAGACUUCACAUUACCAGCACAACUACGGAUUGGAGAGACGAUUAUGAAAGGAUUUGGCAAACAAACUAUUCUUUUAUCAACUGGACCAGAGCUGAAACUAUACACUCUGUCAGGAACUGAAUUAAUGGCUUUCAAAGAUCACCACAAUUCUAUUACAUCAAUCUGGGUGGUAUAUACGGUUACUAUUACUUACUACUACUAUUAUUUAUUUCUGUUCUGUACACUAAAUAUUCUUUAACUAAAAGGCUUUAAUUUGCAUCCACCCACCCCCAACCAGGAUCCUUUUCACGUUGUCACAUCAUCCAUGGACCUCUCACUUCGUGUGUACUCCUGGAAAAAUGACAACAAAUCAUCUUUGCUGAACGGUCGCUACCACUUACUAGGAGGAUCCCACAGAUGGUCAAAGUAAGUUUGAAACAUUUUGCAAAUUGCAGUUAAGAUGAGAGCACCUAUCACUUUCUUGCUAAAUACAACUAUAUUAGAAGGCAGAUUUGAGAAUAAAAGCCCAUCUGUGACCCCAAAUGCUAGUUUGAACUGUAUUUAUAUGGAAGACUUCAGUUCAAUUGUUUUCUGAAAAUCAGUCUAAAGUAUAGUGAUACUAGAUCAUAGGAGCUAUGGGCCAGGGUUUAAAGACAGCGAUAUGUGAAUUAUACAAAGGCUCUGGGGAUUGCUUUGCUUUUCCUUAUGACUGGGCCCCUUGACACGAAGUCCCAUUCAACAUCCCCUUUCCCCCGUUUAGGACCAUGAGGGGUAGAUAAAAGCUAUGUGCACUGUUUUUUGCCUGUGCCAUCCAUGGCUUUCCUCAUCCCCCAAUUUAAUCUUUGCAAGCAGUGAAGCUUACAGCCAAGGGAUAAACCAAUUCUGUUGUAAUGAACACAGAACUAACCUACUACUCAGGUUUAAAAAAAGAUGGUAGUAACUCAGUUUUGAAACAGGGCAAAACUGGGGCUAUGCUUAGCAGGGCAACAUAAAAAACCCAUUGCAAAAUCUCAAAAACCUGCAAUGUAGCUUCUCGUACUAAAACAGAAUGAGUUUGUUUCCAUAUGUCGUAGUUAAAUGUAAGUACUAGAUUGUGCCAAGUACUGUGAGCUAUAUAUUUUUUCCUCUCCUAGUGGCUUUAGAAGUGUGGCUUGUGACGAUGUGAGCAUUGUUGGUGUGGUGGCUGGAAAUGGAGACAUCUUAAGGGCAUACUCCUUUAAUUUGUAAGACUUAAUGUUUCUCUCAUUUUACAGUCUCGUGUUAGUUUUGUUUGCCUGUCAAUUAACUCUAAAGUGAAUUCAUCAUCACAUGAUGCAGCCCAUGUGUAAUCUAGAAACAAAAUGUCAGUAUGAUUUAUAACAUUUCAUGCCACUUGAAAACAAAAGCAUGCAGUGAAAUCCAAGCUUUGAUGUUUUUAGAUCAAGAAUAAACUAUUGAAGUGGUUGUCAGUUAUCUUUUUCCUUGCUCUUUAAAAAUACACGACUUUCAUGAAAUUCCAUCUCAGUCUGGAAAAAGGCAGUAAUUUUAUUAAAUGCUGAGAUAUAAUGUGAGUGUACAAUGGACCAGAUUAGUAAAUAUUUUCUGAAGUUUUUUUUUGCGGGGGGAAGUAACAUGGGUCCAAUCUACCAUAGUGUACACCUCAGUUCAGUUUCUAAGAUAAAGCACUCAAGGUCAUGUCCAACAUUGCUGCUCUGCAAAACUGAACGUUUCCCUCCAGCCCCCUUGCAUCAGAGGCAGAUUAAGGGUGCCUAGCGGGGCACCGCAACUAUGAAGUAGUGAAUUGAUCAGAACUGAAGGCUAGAGGUGGGGCGCCAAAUUUUGGCCUGGCACAGGGCACUGCUGAAAUUUGAAAUACCGAAGUGCUUGUACACUCUCAAUCUGCUCCAGAUGAGAUUUUGAGAGUGCAGCAGGAGAGCAAGGGAUCUCCAGUUGCCUGAGCAAAACUCCAUAGGUGCAGCAUUGGACAAAACCCUCAUUCAAAGUUGGUUUCACAGCUAAACAAUGCAGACAUGUGAGAACUCCUAAAUGUGGGGGUAGGACCACACAAUUUCUAAGGCCCUAGUAAGACCAGCACAGCUUAUGUGGAACAGCUGCUUCAAGGAGAAUUACAUAGACUCUUACCAAAAUGCCAUGUUCAAAAAUUGGACACAUGUGAACUCUACAGUUAGAUAAUCAAUAUUGUUCAUUAAAAUCUCAUUUUUCAGUUUUAUCUACUGGGGUGUUGGAGAAAGGCAACAUAAGACAGGAAACAGAAUGUACUACUACAAAGCAGUUUAUUGAGCAGCCUAGUUUACUUAAGUACUUCUUAAACAUAUGACACUUUGGAGCCUUAAGAGUUUAAACCAUUACACCAUUCUCUUUUCUACUCAGUUUGGAUAGAAUACUUUGUACCAUAGACUUCUCUUAGCAAAAAGCCAAGGAUACAUUCUGUAGGUUAAAAGGUAGCUCAAGGUUUCCCCACAUUUUUUGGCUUACUCAGUGAGCAAAACUUUUCUAGCCGGUCUUCCAAACCUUAAACCACAACCUAGUGGAGGAAGAUUUAAAACUGAGCCAAUAUCAUCCUGUUGUAAUAUUAAAGCCCUAAGAAAGGCAGCAGGUUGUAUAGUUAACUCCUUGCGGGCAAAACCACUGCCCUAAAACUAUGCAACCUACUACCUCUUCCUAGGAACCCACCACUUCUUCAGCAAUCCUUC
This is a messenger RNA of Podarcis lilfordi (Lilford's wall lizard), 12093 nucleotides long. The record is from the annotation of a GenBank genome assembly. NCBI's taxonomy places the organism in Eukaryota, Metazoa, Chordata, Lepidosauria, Squamata, Lacertidae.